Geosmithia morbida is the source of this 195-nucleotide messenger RNA. RefSeq lists its product as uncharacterized. The record is from RefSeq and is a predicted model, not a curated record. The transcript has 2 exons. Lineage: Eukaryota; Fungi; Ascomycota; Sordariomycetes; Hypocreales; Bionectriaceae. The coding region runs from base 1 to 195 and encodes 64 amino acids.
AUGCGCGACGUCAUCGAGGCACAGUGGACUGUCAUCAAGAUAGCCGCUCCGUCGGGUGCCGCUGAAGACCCCGGCAAGCUCUACCAAUCCUUGCCGCCCAUGCCACCGGUCACAUAUCCACUAUACGAAGCGUUGGAGGCUCAGUACGAGGCUUCCAAGGGUCCCGGGGACACUAGCCUGCUACCUGGCGGCUGA